UGGAGGGCGGAGAGCGGAGAGGGGCCCCCCCGGCAUGUAAAUGAGGAGGCCGCCCGGCAGGGUACCCGCGGCUCCGCGCGGCGCGGCGCUGUUGGCUGCGCGCGGCGCCCGUAAGAGCGCGCGGGAGGGAUCCGCCGGAGCGGGCCGGGCCGGGUCCCGCCGCCGCGUGCCGCCAUGGAGCUGGAGGAGCUGGGCAUCCGCGAAGAAUGCGGCGUGUUCGGCUGCAUCGCCUCCGGCGUGUGGCCCACCGAGCUGGACGUGCCCCAUGUGAUCACGCUGGGGCUGGUGGGGCUGCAGCACAGGGGCCAAGAAAGUGCUGGAAUUGUGACAAGUGAUGGAGAGUCAUCCCAAGCAUUCAAAGUGCACAAGGGAAUGGGUCUUAUAAAUCACGUGUUCAAUGCAGACAGCCUGAAGAAGCUAUAUGUUUCAAACCUUGGUAUCGGGCACACCAGGUACUCUACCUCGGGGAUCUCUGAGCUGCAGAACUGCCAGCCUUUUGUUGUAGAAACUCUUCAUGGAAAGAUUGCUGUGGCACACAAUGGGGAACUAACAAAUGCUGUACGACUGAGGAGGAAGCUUAUGCGGCAUGGUGUAGGAUUGUCAACCAGUUCUGACAGUGAAUUGAUCACCCAGCUGCUGGCUUUCACACCUCCUCUAGAAAAUGACGACACUGCUGACUGGGUAGCAAGAAUUAAAAAUUUAAUGAAUGAAACUCCAACUUCAUAUUCAUUGCUAAUUAUGCAUAAAGACAUAAUCUAUGCAGUACGUGAUCCAUAUGGGAAUCGCCCACUCUGCAUUGGUCGCCUUAUUCCAGUAGGGGACAUGAAUGGAAAAGGAAAAGAUAACAGUGAAACAGAAGGAUGGGUAGUCUCCUCUGAAUCCUGUAGCUUUUUAUCUAUUGGUGCUGAGUACUAUCGUGAGGUACUUCCUGGAGAGAUUGUGAAAAUAUCCAGGUACGAUGUCCAAACAUUGGAUGUUGUACCAAGACCAGAAGGAGAUCCGUCAGCGUUCUGCAUCUUUGAAUAUGUUUAUUUUGCAAGACCAGACAGUAUCUUUGAAGGUCAAAUGGUGUAUUCAGUCAGGAGGAGAUGUGGCCAGCAACUUGCUAUUGAAGCACCUGUGGAGGCAGACCUGGUCAGCACUGUUCCAGAGUCUGCAACCCCAGCAGCUCUGGGUUAUGCUCAAAAGUGUGGACUGCCAUAUGUUGAAGUACUCUGUAAAAAUCGCUAUGUAGGAAGAACUUUUAUCCAGCCAAAUAUGAGGUUACGGCAACUUGGUGUUGCAAAGAAGUUUGGUGUUCUAUCUGACAAUUUUAAAGGCAAGCGAGUUGUUAUCAUUGAUGAUUCAAUUGUGAGGGGCAAUACUAUUUCUCCCAUAAUAAAACUACUAAGGGAAUCAGGAGCUAAAGAGGUGCACAUUCGUGUGGCUUCACCUCCCAUAAGAUUUCCAUGUUACAUGGGAAUAAACAUUCCAACAAAAGAAGAACUGAUUGCCAACAGACCUGAAUUUCAUGAUCUUGCGAACUAUAUAGGGGCCGACAGUGUUGUUUAUCUUUCUGUGGAAGGGCUUGUAUCGUCUGUGCAAGAAAGCAUCAAAGCAAGAAAAGAGAAUGAGAACAGUCUUAAAACCCAGAAAUCACGUGUUGGAAAGAUUGGUCACUGCACAGCAUGUCUCACUGGAGAGUAUCCUGUAGAGCUAGAGUGGUGAAUUUUUAGUGGAUGGACAUUGGUUCAUCCAUUGAUGAAUGUACCUGUUUCAAAGAUGCCUUCUUGCUAGUAGCCUUCUUACAUUUAGGUAAUAUGUAAAGCUUACCAGAGCUAACUGAUUACUGUUACUAACUACAUCUUUAUGGUAAUGGCUUAGAUAAAGUCUGUGCUGACAAAAACUAUCUAAGCAAAUUAAAAUAUAAAAUCAUA
Molecule: messenger RNA, 1916 nt
Organism: Phasianus colchicus (ring-necked pheasant)
Lineage: Eukaryota; Metazoa; Chordata; Aves; Galliformes; Phasianidae
Gene: PPAT
Product: phosphoribosyl pyrophosphate amidotransferase
Biological process (GO): purine nucleobase biosynthetic process
Molecular function (GO): amidophosphoribosyltransferase activity
Source: RefSeq, a predicted model, not a curated record